Magallana angulata is the source of this 2769-nucleotide messenger RNA. RefSeq lists its product as uncharacterized. NCBI's taxonomy places the organism in Eukaryota, Metazoa, Mollusca, Bivalvia, Ostreida, Ostreidae. The transcript has 15 exons. The record is from RefSeq and is a predicted model, not a curated record. The coding region runs from base 93 to 2273 and encodes 726 amino acids.
AUACACCAAAUUGACCUAGACCGAUCUAUUCUAUUGUCAUGGAAUAACCGUAUCCUAUUUCAUUUUAAUAGUCAGGCGAUAUUUACAUGUAAAUGUACAUGCAUAUAAAAGCAAUUAGAAAUGUUUCAUCCAUUGAAAGUAACAACGCCAUCAUGGGUUCAUUUCGGAGCAUGUUCUUUAUUUUUGGCUUGGUCGAUUAUUUUGUAAUAGGGAUUGCUGUUGAGCCUCAUUCCACUAUCAAGGGCAACGUGGAAUCUCUGCUUGAGUUGACCCAAUGGACCUGGAAACACAUUAACACAUCACUCAAAGUGGAUUCCCCCGUCACUGUGGAUGUGUCCCUAACUUCUCACUACAGACUGACCGGAAAAGACCUCAACAAGUUUCUCAAGCUACAAAAGCAAAGAGAUUGUGCAUCCAUUCUAAAAGCAAUACCCAACACAAAAGGAAGAGAUGGUGUAUACACGAUAUACCCGGAUAUGAAGACCAAAAAGUUGGUGUACUGUGACAUGACCACAGACGGCGGAGGGUGGACUGUAAUUCAAAGACGUAUGGAUGGGUCUGUAAAUUUUUAUCGAUCUUGGCAGACCUACAAGGACGGAUUUGGAAAACCACAAGGAGAACAUUGGCUAGGAAAUGAAGAUAUUCACUUGCUCACAUCAAAAACUAAGCAAGAGUUACGAGUUGACCUACAAAAGUUUUCGGGUGAAAAGGCUUACGCCAAAUAUUCCAGGUUUACUGUGGGACGUGAGUCUGAAAAAUACAAGUUAUCUGUUGGGGGAUACAGCGGAACGGCGGGUGAUAGUCUCGCAUAUCAUAACGGUAUGAAGUUUUCUACAAGAGACCAAGACAAUGACACAUGGAAGAAACAAGCGUGUAGCGUGGAACGUCAAGGAGGAUGGUGGUUUAAGUCAUGCAUCGAUGCUCAUGUUAAUGAACCUUAUCUAAAAUCGGCUAAAAUCACUGCAAUUAGUAUGCAUUGGUACAAAUUUGGAAAUGAAGUCCGUGCUUUAAAGAGAGCAUCAAUGAUGAUCAGACCAACAAGUUUAUUUUGGAACAUGUUCUUUAUUUUUGGCUUGGUCGAUUUAUUUGUUAUAGGGAUUGCUGUAGAACCUCAUUCCACUAUCAAGGGCAACGUGGAAUCUCUGCUUGAGUUGAUCCCAUGGACCUGGAAACACCUGAACACGUCCCUCAAAGUGGAUUCCCCCGUCACUGUGGAUGUGUCCCUCACCUCUCACUACAGACUGACCGGGAAACACCUCAACAAGUUACUUAGACUACAAAAACAAAGGGACUGUGCAUCCAUUCUAAAAACAAUACCCAAUACAAGAAGAAGAGACGGUGUGUACACGAUAUACCCGGAUAUGAAGACCAAGAAGUUGGUGUACUGUGACAUGACCACGGACGGCAGGGGGUGGACCGUAAUUCAAAGACGAAUGGAUGGUUCUGAAGAUUUUUAUCGGUCUUGGCAGACCUACAAAGCCGGAUUUGGAAAACCACAAGGAGAAUAUUGGCUAGGAAAUGAAGAUAUUCACUUGCUCACAACAAAAACUAGCCAAGAGUUACGUGUGGACUUAAAAAAGUUUUCAGGUGAGAAGGCCUACGCCAAGUAUUCCACAUUUACCGUUGGAAGUGAGUCUCAGAAAUACAUGUUAACCGUCGGGGGAUACAGCGGAACGGCGGGCAACGUGGAAUCUCUGCUCGAGUUGACCGCAUGGACCUGGAAACACCUGAACACGUCCCUUAAAGUGGAUUCCCCCGUCACUGUGGAUGUAUCCCUCACCUCUCACUAUAGACUGACCGGGAAACACCUCAACAAGUUACUCAGACUACAAAAACAAAGGGACUGUGCAUCCAUUCUAAAAACAAUACCCAACACAAAAGGAAGAGACGGUGUGUACACGAUAUACCCGGAUAUGAAGACCAGGAAGUUGGUGUACUGUGACAUGACCGCGGACGGCGGAGGGUGGACCGUAAUUCAAAGACGAAUGGAUGGUUCUGAAGAUUUUAAUCGCUCUUGGCAGACCUACAAAGCCGGAUUUGGAAAACCACAAGGAGAAUAUUGGCUAGGAAAUGAAGAUAUUCACUUGCUCACAACAAGAACUAGCCAAGAGUUACGUGUAAACUUACAAAAGUUUUCAGGUGAGAAGGCCUACGCCAAGUAUUUUACGUUUACCGUUGAAAGCGAGUCUCAGAAAUACAUAUUAACCGUCGGGGGAUACAGUGGAACAGCGGGCAAGUACAAAAGAUAUCAGAUAAUAAAAGCUCUCCAUUGAUUUUACAAAUAAAAUCAAAAUAAAGAAGAUUAGUAUAUUCCAGGGGAUAGUCUUGCACAUCAGAAUGGGAUGAAGUUUUCUACCAAAGAUCAAGACAAUGACAAAGGGAAUAAACAACACUGUGGCGUGAAUUUCCAAGGAGGAUGGUGGUUCGAAGAUUGCGAACUAGCUUAUCUAAACGGACCUUAUCUAAACUCAGCUAAAAUCACUUCGAUUAGUAUCAACUGGUACGCAUUCGGAAAUGAACACCGUGCUUUAAGGAGGGCAUCAAUGAUGAUCAGAUCCAAGAAUUGACUUUGUUGUGAAAGUAUUCAUUAAAACAAAAAUUGCCUGUCUUGGCAUUUGUCUUUUUAUUUGCAAUAACAGAUCAAAGUAGUUCUCUCAAAAUAUUCUCUGUCUUAUCAUGGACGAAAUAUUUUCAGAGGUUGUUAAACCCCAAUUGAUAAACAAUUAAGAAAGGAAGUCCUUUUCUUCAAAACAUGUGCUUCGUUUUUAC